AUGGCAACACCAACCUGCUGGGCAGCGAGUUGCUUCGACCUGUACUGCUUGACUUGCGGGUCUGCUUAUGGCAUCCCUGGGGAAGGUAUUUUAACAGACCUUGCCAAGAGAUUGAUAGAUAAAACCAUAAAGGAAGUUAAUUACUUUCGUCAUUUCGAGACUCAUGAUCAUGAGUUUGAUGGGGACAAUCAACUUUUGAUUGGAAGAUUAGAGAAAGUUCAAAAGGAUAUUGACGAUGCCAAAAAGAAUGGGCAUCAAGUUGAAGGUGAAGUUCAAGGUUGGGAAGACAAAAUUCAAGGAACUUAUGGAUGCUUUAGACGAUGGAAAUCAUUACAUGAUUGGAUUGCAAGGGAUGGGGGGAACGGCAAAACCACAUUGGCAACACAAGUAGGAAAGCAAGUUGAAGAAUCCAAAGCAUUUGAGAAAGUCAUCUUUGUUGUUGUGUCUAAUCCUCCAGAUGUCAACAAGAUUCGAGGCGACAUUGCAAGGGAAUUAGGGUCAGGAAUUUUCGGGGAAGUUAAUGACUAUUGUGCAGCAAGAAGCCAACCACUUGCAGUGAAAAAUGAACUCGUAGCUUCUUCUUUGCUACUGAAGGUUGAGAACAAAGAAUGUGUAAAGAUGCAUGACUUGGUUCGUGAAGUAGUCCAAUGGAAAGCAAAGGAUGAUAUUCAAGUGAUUAUGAUUUCAAAAACAACUUUUGAAGCAACCAAGCAAUUUGUGUUUUGGAGCAUUGAUGAUUUUCCUGAUCAUCAGUUUGAUGGUACGAAAGUUGAGAUUCUACUUCUUUGGAUUAGUGGAAAUACUUUGAAAAAAGAUGCAAACGCAUUCUUUGCAAGGAUGUCACACCUCAAAAUUCUGUUUUUGCUCAAUCAAUAUGACAGAAAAGUUCCCACUCCGUUGUUGUCGCAAUCACUUGUUUCAUUAAAAAAUAUUCAAACUCUUAUCUUGGAUGGUUGCGAAAUAGGCAACUUCUCAGUUUUGAAGAAUUUACAUGGUCUUGUGACACUUGAGAUGGAAAGUUGUCUAAUUAUUGAAUUAUCCCAAGACAUCAUGGAACUAAAGAUGUUGAGAUUGUUGGGGUUUAAGAAAUGUGAAAUUCAAAAGAACAAUCCCCUUCAAGUGAUUGAAAGAUGGUCACAAUUGGAAGAAUUGCAUUUUGUUGAGAAUUACAGUAUUGAGGAUUGGUACAAAGAAAGUGAAGAUGAAAUUGCUCCCCAUAUAUCUUUUUCUGCAUUGCAAAUGUUUUCAAUUGCUUGUAAUGGUUUUAAACGUUUUGCUGAUGAUGAUAAUGGCCUAUUAAAAUGCUUCAAUUCGGAACAUGUGGAAGAUUUAAUAUCAGAACCCAUGUUUAAGUACCUUGUGCGAAGAGCAGAAGUUCUUGAGCUGGGGAAUUUAAAACAAAGAGGAGGGAAAAGUCUUGUCCCUGACAUUAUUCCUGUGGAAGAGGGAGGCAAGGAUAAUUUAAUCAAGCUACAUAUGUAUGAUAUGGAUGUGAAAGAAUUAUGUCGCGGUGCUAUGCCUUCUAGGUUUCUUGAGAAGUUACAGAUUUUAAAGUUAGAUGGUUGCAGGGAACUGCAAAAUAUAUUCUUAGACGCAAAUCUCAAGCUACCUCAUCUGAGGGUAUUGGAAUUGAAAGAUUGCCCAAUGUUCCAACCAUCAAUUUUCAAACCCUUUUUUGCUCGAAGUCUUGGGAAAUUGGAAGAAUUAAUAGUUGAAGGUUUCACAGAGCUAAAAAGUUUAAUUGCAGACGAGAGUUCAGAAGAAGAAAUGAGGGUUGUUGAUUAUCAAAAACAUCAUGGCUUAUUGUUUCCUGCAUUAGAGUCUCUUCAAAUUAAAAGAUGUGGCAAAUUAGAAGUGGUAUCAUCAUUUCUUCUAGCUGGAGACCUUCCCAGGUUGAAAGAUUUAGACAUAUAUGAUUGUGUGGAGCUAAAAUACAUAUUUGGUGAAUAUAAAGAUAAAGAUAAUGCGGGCCAAGUUGUGCAACAGGGAAUCAUGCUCCCUUUACUAACACAAGUGACACUUCGGAGCGUACCAAGUUUCGUUAACAUAUUUCAAAAAUGCAAGACUUGUGUGCCAAGGCCGCCUCAUAUUUUGAAAGAAGAUUCGAAGGAGAGACAUAAGAACUCUAAGAUAAGUGCUUUCUCAUGGGCUCAUGGUUGUUGUUUUCUGGCCCCAACUAAACACAGUAAUAUUGGAGUUUCUAGUGCCCCCCUACUGGAAGACUGCACAAUCUCACAGAUUGUUGUUGAGAAAUAG
Molecule: messenger RNA, 2256 nt
Organism: Neltuma alba
Lineage: Eukaryota; Viridiplantae; Streptophyta; Magnoliopsida; Fabales; Fabaceae
Exons: 5
Coding region: 1-2256 (751 amino acids)
Molecular function (GO): ADP binding
Source: RefSeq, a predicted model, not a curated record